Molecule: messenger RNA, 2058 nt
Organism: Candida dubliniensis CD36
Lineage: Eukaryota; Fungi; Ascomycota; Pichiomycetes; Serinales; Debaryomycetaceae
Exons: 1
Coding region: 1-2058 (685 amino acids)
Source: RefSeq, a predicted model, not a curated record
AUGUCAAGCGUUAGAGAGAUUCCUGGUUAUUAUUAUGAUGAAGAAAGAAGACGAUAUUUUAAAAUAGUUAAUGGAGCAAUACCGUCCAAUAGCUCCUCCUCCUCCUCCUCGUCAUCAUCACAAUCAGUAUCGAAAUAUCAUAAUAAUUCAAUCCAAGCAAAGCAACGAUAUACAAAUCAUUUAGCUAAAACUACUGCUUCAACCAAUAAACAAACUAAACCGAAUAAAAUCUUGAAGAUUCCUAAAAUUAUCAUUAAAAAUCCUAAUUUAUCAUCACAACAAUUACAAUAUUUACAAAAUUUGAAAAUCAAAUUUGCUAAUAUCAAUAAUGAAUUUAGUUAUACACCAAUUGGAUUAAUAAAUUUCAAAACUGGGACAACAACAAUUAAAUCUCGAAAUAAUUUAAUUAAUCGAAUAUCAAGUAUACCACCAAAAUAUAUUCCAACAUUAGUUCCCCGUGGUUAUGUAAUUGAUAAAUUUAAACAAUAUUUGAUUAUUUCAAGAUUAGGUUUACGACAAACUAUUCACUGUAAUAAUGGUAAUAUUUAUGAUUAUUAUCCUCGUUCUAUAGUGAUACAAUCUCCUUUAAUAGGGAAAAUAAUUGAAAUCCCUAUGAAUUGGCAAUUUUAUCAUCAAUCUAAUGGACAAAUUGAUAAAUAUGACUCAAUUGAUAAAUUUUAUCAUGAUUGUGGUAUUGAUGGAUUUGAUAAUACGAUUAUAUCAGGCGGGGAUAUUAACAAUAAUAAUAAUAAUAAUAAUACUAGUAGUAGUAAUAGUAAUAGUAUAUUUUUAUUAUCAAUUAUGAAACAUAGCAUUCAAGGUAAUAUUAAUUUUAUUUUACGAUUUAAUGUAAUAAAAUCGUUAAAUAAUAAUAGUACUACUACUACUACUACUACUAUUAAAGAAGAAGAAUUGAGUUUCCAUGAUUAUACUUGUCAAUUAAUGGAAUUUUUAUAUGAUAAUAUCUUGAAACAAAAUUUAAAUAAAUCUUUAAAGAAACAAUUAUUUAAUGCAUUAGGAAUUCCAUUAUGUUAUUUCACUAAAGAUAUGCCUAAUUAUACUAUUCAACAAAUAAAUCAAAUUUUAAACACCAAUUCAUCUUUAAACCGGAAUAAAAAUUUGUCUAAAAAAAUUAACGAAUUCAUUUAUCAACAAGAAAAUAAUCCACCAACUAUUUUAUAUCGAUUUAAACAAUAUUCUAAUACUAAAGGAUAUAGAAUAGUAAAUUAUCAAACUUUUCAAAAUUUCAUUUAUUUAACUAUAUCAAAUGGAAUUAUAAUUAAAUUUAAAUGGUCAAAUUAUCAAUUUUCAAAUUUCCAAUUAGUUGAUAUAAAAAUUGAUAAUUCUUUACAAGAAGGUCAAUUAUUAAUUGUUCAUGAAGAACGAGAACAACAACAACAACAACAACAAGAAGAAGAAGAAGAAGAUGUGAAUCCAUUUUAUAUACUUAGAACUGGUUGUAAAUUAAUAACCAUCAAGAAGAAAAAGAAAAAUACAACAACUCCCAUGAUUCCAUCUUCUUCAAUAAAUGGUAAUAAAGGCAAUAAUGAUUGGGAAUGUAAACGAAUAUUAAAAAAUUAUAAAAUUAUUAAAAAAAUCUUGAUGACUCAAACAAAUCAAUUGAUAAUAAUAUUAUUUGAUUCAAUAAUAUCAAUAAAUUUUCAAAACAUCAAUUCUUUAUCAUCAUUAUCACCAAUAUUAGUAUGUGAUUAUUUUAAUGAUAAUGAUAUUUAUCAACAAUUUGAAUUAAUUGAUAACUUAAAUAACAAUGAUGAUAAAAUCGAUUAUUUGAUUUUUAAUAUUGAUAAAAAUUAUAAUCAAUUUAAAUUAAUUGAAUUAAAUAAUUCAAUUGAUAAUGAUAAAUUUAAUCAUAUAAUAAUUCUGAUUCCAUUUCAAUUUCAAAAAUGUGGAUAUUUGAAAAAUUUCAAAUUAAUGAAAAUAAUUCCAUUAAAGGAAGAAAGUAAUGAUAAACUUGGUGAUAAUCAAUUAAUGAUGAUUGGAUUUAAUUUUUUGAAUCAUUUUGAAAUGACAACUAUUUUUGAAACAUUUCAAUUAUAA